CAGGUCUGCAGUGGCACCUCGCAAAGCAGCAAUUUGGAGUUGUCUUAAAGGCGCUUUUUCAUCAGAGUUCGAAAGAUGUCAGUCAUGGAGUGGACAAGUGUGUGCUUGUUGCUCAUCACAACUUUCACUGGAUUAUUCACUUCCAUUCACUCAAAUCAAGAUGGCUUCCUUAACAUCAACUGUGGUUCAAUUUACAACGUAACUGGCAAGAACCACCUUCACUGGAUUUCCGAUUCCCCAUUCAUUAAAACUCGCAACAUUUGGACGACGAGUUCAACAGAACCUCUUUUCGUGCAAUUCUGGACACUCGCCUAUUUUCCGAGUAGUCUGUCAGCGAAGAAAUAUUGCUACUUGCUCCCUAUGAAACCCCAUCAAAAUUACCUAGUAAGAGCAACUUUCAGUCCUGAUAACACACUUCCUUUGGCAACAUUCUUCGAUUUACUUAUCGAGGGAAUGAAGUGGACGAAUGUAGACUUAACUGGUAUAGACAAUGAGACCUUCAGGUAUUAUGAGAUCAUCUUGGCUGCCAAAAGCGAGAAUCUGAGUUUAUGCCUUGCGCGCAAUUCUAAAACAGAGCAAAAUCAUUCGGUUUUCAUUUCAACCAUUGAGCUGCGACCACUGGAAUCUUCAAUGUAUAGUUCGACGGAUUUCCAAAGGAAUGCAUUAGUUCUUGUAGGAGGUCGCCUAAAUUUUGGUGCAUCUUCUGCGUUGCUACGGUACCCAGACGAUCCAUUUGACCGCUUCUGGGCAUCGGCAGGAGCAGCUAAGAGCACAGUGAAUAUUACUGCUGAGGACGAGCAGACAAAUUCAUUAGGAAGGGGUUUAGUGAAUAAACCGCCCUUGAACGUAUCAAGGACAGCCAUUGCGAUGGAGAAAGCCGCCAAUAUGACUAUCUUAGACGAAUUUCCCGAUGUAUCUGUCCCAGGAAUAUACUCUUUCGUCCUUUAUUUCUGCAACAUCAACCAAACAAACCUCACACAGAGAUUUGCUGCCUUCAUUAACGAAAACCAAAUAUCAGACUACCUAGAGCUUAAAUUUUUACAAUGCAGGCAAGUAAAUAAAGAUCUAAAACUUAACCCUCCCGAUCCUAUAAACAUAAUUUUACAUCCCAGUCCUGAAUCGGAUUUGGGACCUUUCAUAAAUGCAGCAGAAAUCUAUAGGAAAUUCGACCUACAGACAACCACAUACUCCCGAGAUGUGGUUGCUGUCAGAAAAAUAGCAGAGGCAGUAAGUUUUCCAGACGAUUGGACAGGAGGAGAUCCAUGUUUGCCAGAUGAUUAUUCAUCAACAGGGAUAACCUGCAGCAAAGACGAUCCUCCGCGUGUCAUUAUCAUAAAUCUAACAGGCAUGCAUCUCAACGGUACCAUACCUACAAAUAUAGCGGACUUAACAGCACUAACACAGUUGCUUCUAGGAAAUAAUAAUUUGUCUGGUUAUAUUCCGGACCUCGGUUCAUUGAAGAAUCUUAGCAUACUGCAACUUCAAAACAAUCAGCUUACUGGAGAAAUUCCAAGAUCAUUGGAGAAGCUUCAAAUGUUAAAUCAACUAUUUCUGCAGGACAAUAAAUUUGAGGGAACCGUCUCAAAAGGAUUAGUGAGACCCAACUUGGACCUUCGCGUUGAUCCUCAAAAUAAUAUUCCGGCAGGCAGCCAAAAAAUUAAAGGAUGGUUGAUCGGACUUUUAAUUGGGUGUUCAGUUGUGUUAGCUUUAAUCAUUCUUUCUGGAGUUUUUCUAUGGAGGCACAAACACCACGCGCAACCAUUUCCGACCACAAAUGUUCCAACUCUAUCAAAGCAACACAUAUUUGCUGAUGAAAAAAUUCAAAAUGAUCAUCACAGGCUGGCUAUAGAAUACACAGAGGAGGAUAUUAAAACUUCUACCAAUAACUAUUCCACACUUAUCGGAAAGGGAAGCUUUGGAUCUGUAUUUUAUGGCAGGCUUUCAGGAUAUGAGGUUGCGGUCAAAAUACUUAAGACUGAAUCUAAUCAAGGCCUGCAAGAAUUUCAGAAUGAGGUAGCUAUACUGUCAAGACUAUAUCAUAAGAAUCUUGUAAAUCUUAUUGGAUAUUGUAGACAAUCCAUAAUGGCAUUGGUCUAUGAGUACAUGCCAUGUGGAACAUUGGCUGAUCAUCUAUACGGCAUAGCCAAAUUGAAAAAUCCGCUUGAUUGGCAUACGAGACUUAAUAUUGCUCAGCAGGCCGCGGAUGGUCUAUUCUAUCUGCAUCAGGGUUGCUAUCCUCCAAUAAUACACAGAGAUAUAAAGUGUAAUAAUAUACUGCUGGAUAGCAGAAAGUCUGCCAAGGUAGCCGACUUUGGCAUAUCAAAACUGCUAGAGAGUACACAUGGGUAUAUAUCAACCGAAGUGAAAGGGACCAUGGGUUAUCUUGAUCCUGAAUAUUUUGCAACAUCAACAUUAAAUGAGAAGACCGAUGUCUACAGUUUUGGAGUGGUUUUAUUGGAGAUUAUUUCUGGAGUAUCACCCAAGGAUGGAAUAGUACAAUCGGCACACAAUAUGCUUUUAUGUGGCAAACUUGCAGAGCUUAUGGAUUCUUCACUUGAUGGCCGAUAUAACCUAGAAUCAGCAUGGAAAGUUGCAGAGAUAGCAUACAUGUGCGUGGAAAAGGAGUCAACAAAUAGACCCAAAAUGAGUGCGGUGGUGAAAGAAUUGGAAGAAGCUGUGGCUCUUGCAUAUGGUGAUAACAGUUAUUCUGCUUCACAUACCGUUGCCUCUUUUAAAACUGGUGACAUGCCCAGACUUCGGUAGUCAGAUUUUAUAAUAACUCUUUUUAACCGAUUAUGGCUCAGUUGUAAUUAGUUGGGUUACACAUCUCUAGAGAUAGACUUACAGGAGUUUGUGCAAUCGCAGAUUGUUCUGUGAGAAGGAUGGAUAUUAUUUAAAAACUUUUAAUUUCCGUUUAUGUGAAACUGUCGACUGUAUUUUUAAAAAUUAUUGAAUAGCUGAAUGAUAUUUAGAGC
Molecule: messenger RNA, 2975 nt
Organism: Cryptomeria japonica (Japanese cedar)
Lineage: Eukaryota; Viridiplantae; Streptophyta; Pinopsida; Cupressales; Cupressaceae
Product: probable LRR receptor-like serine/threonine-protein kinase At1g67720
Exons: 16
Coding region: 76-2763 (895 amino acids)
Biological process (GO): protein phosphorylation
Molecular function (GO): ATP binding; protein binding; protein kinase activity
Source: RefSeq, a predicted model, not a curated record